CCUCAUUGCGUGAUGUAAUACGGUCCUUCUGAUUUAUCCGCGUGCAGCAGCAGCAGCAUCCUCCUCCUCAUCAUCAUCAUCAUCAGCAGCAGCAGCAUACUAUUACUGAGAGGCAGUUUGCAUACGGAUUAGUCUGUGCGGGUUUGUAGCGGGAGGUGAGGCGGAUUUCAGCACCGGAGCUGACUGAUGCUGGCGCCGCGUGCUCAGGUGAUGCUGCGCUCGAGCUGCUGACAUUCUCCCUCCCCCACCCCUUCCACCUCUACCUCUCUCUCUUUCUGUCUCUCUCUCUCUCUUUCUCUCCUCCCUCUGCGUGCAUCCAUCCCCUCCGUCCCUCCUCGCUCCGCUCCUCUCCUCCACACGCACAAAACGCUCUGUCAUGGCGUCUUCCAACCAUGUUACCCCCACCAACUGUAGCUGGUGGCCCAUCUCAGCCAUGGAUGAGGACGGCAAAGUGGCGGACGGAGAGGAGUGCGAGGAGCCCACGGCGGAGUCCAAACCCUUCAACAAAGACAGGCUGGUUUUGUACCACUGGACGCAGUCUUUCGCCUCACAGAAGGUACGUCUAGUGAUCCAUGAGAAGGGUCUGGUGUGUGAUGAGAGGGAUGUGAGUUUGCCGCUGCAGGAGCACAAAGAGCCCUGGUUCAUGAGACUGAACCUGGGGGAGGAGGUUCCUGUAUUCCUCCACGGAGACACCAUCAUCAGCGACUACAACCAGAUUAUAGACUACAUGGAGAAAAACUUUGUGGGAGAGACGGUGGCUCAGCUGAUUCCUGACCCGGACUCGCCUCUCUACGACCGCGUGCAGCAGUACCGCCACCUGCUGGACGGCCUGCCCAUGGACGCUUACACGCAUGGCUGCAUCCUCCAUCCAGAGCUCACCACCGACUCUAUGAUCCCAAAGUAUGCCACCGCAGAAAUACGUAGACACUUGGCUAAUGCUGCGACUGAACUGAUGAAACUGGACCAUGAAGAACCUCAGCUGACAGAACCUCAUUUGUCCAAGCAGAAAAAGCUAAUGGCGAAAAUCUUGGACCAUGACAAUGUGAACUACUUGAAGAAAAUCCUGGGGGAGUUAGCCAUGGUUCUGGACCAAGUGGAGGCUGAACUUGAGAAAAGAAAACUAGAGUAUCAAGGUCAAAAGUGUGAGUUGUGGCUUUGUGGACCUGAAUUUACGCUAGCGGAUAUCUGCCUUGGAGCCUUGUUGCACAGGCUCAAGUUCUUGGGACUUUCUAGGAAAUACUGGGAGGACGGCAGCCGGCCAAACCUGCAGUCCUUUUUUGUGCGUGUCCAAAAACGCUACGCUUUUCGAAAGGUGUUGGGCGACAUCCACACGACUCUCCUGUCAGCAGUCCUACCCAACGCCUUCCGAAUGGUAAAAAAGAAGCCGCCAUCUUUCUUCGGGGCCUCGUUUCUCAUGGGCUCUCUGGGUGGGAUGGGCUACUUUGCCUACUGGUAUUUAAAAAAGAAAUACAUGUAGUGAAUGCCCUCUUGUUGUGUUAAAUGUCUGUGUAUUUGUGUGAUGCUUCAACUUUUCUGUAAUGUUUUAUGACUGCAGGAAAAUAUAAUGAAUCUAUAUAGAGAACACUAUUACUUACCUGGGUACACAAAGAAAUAUGAAAACAUUCCAUAGUAUGAAUUUAAUGACAGCACAUUUUCUGGUAGUAAAGGCCUUAGUUAACUGUUCAUUUCUGAAACUUGCAGCUUUUGUGCAUGCAAGAUCUCAUUUAUUUAUUUAUGAUUUAUUUUAGUUUUAGUUUUACGGAGGCAUGCAUCAUUUCCACAUUAAAACAGAGACCUGGUUAAAACGGUGAGCCUAACCAACUCUUCCAUUUCCUUGAGUUUCCAGCUGAUAAAAUCACUGCAUAUAAAUAAAUAUGUUCUGAAAAGUGCUGCUCUGCUGGAAACUGCCAGAUAAAAUGCUGCGGAAGGAUUUUUUUUAUUACAGGUUUUGUUGGAGUAUGAUUUUUAAAUAGGAGGAAAUUGUUUUCACUAGUUAGCGUUAAGACUGGUAAAAGUUUUGAUCUUUCUGAAAUAUAUAAGAUUUAUUAUACAAAUAUCACCGAUACCCCUUCAAAAAUAUUUCAAAUUACCACAGUUGUGCGUUGUUAAUGACGAUGCAUCCCAUAGGUAUUUUUAUCCUUGGACAGAGUAAAGUUAGCCGUUUUCGUAUAAUAAUUUAACUUCUUUUAUCAGAACAGAAUAAAAAUAAGAAUGAUAUCCAGAUAUCUCUAAAAAAACAACAAGAAUAUUACUGUCCAUAUUCCACAAUUUUAAAAACUAUUUAAUUUAUAUGUUGCAAACUCUGGCUACUAUGAUGCUACAGUUGUUAGCAUUAGUUUAGCAUGAAAACUAGAAAAAUAAACAAGACUUUCAGAAACCUACAGAGUUGACCAAACUAAAUCCAUGCAAUUCCUGAAAUAAAAUAUCAUAAUUUAAUGUUUAUAACUUACAAAAUGAGCUGUGUAGUUAUUUUUUCUGAAGUCUUUUUACCAAGAGAUAAAGAACAAUUAGCUUGUUUUAUUUGGUAUUUUUCUCCAAUGCUAAACUUUGGAGCUAGUAGAAAAAAACCAUAAAUACCUACUUGAAAUGAUGCAGUUUUAAGAAAAAUACUAAAUAUUUAUAUCUAUCUACAAAACUUAAAAUCAGCCAAAGAAAUGUUUCUUUGUCAGGAUUUAUCCUCUGGACUGGGAGGUUAGCUGAAGUUUCUCGUCUGUCAGCAAUGCUAACAUUAUACCUGUUUCAAAAAAUGAAAAAAAUACUUAAAAAACAAGUUAGGAAGAGAACAAAGUAUUUAUUUUUAAUGUUUUUUAAAUUGGUGUAAAUUUCAAAACACACCCACACACAUUUGUUGUUAAUUGUUUUCGCCACAGAAAGGAGAUAGCUACCGUUAGCUUAGCAUAAAGAUCGGGAAAAAGAAUGUACAAGAUCAAUUAAUGCUGUUUUCUACCGUCAUUUCUCAUCUUACCAAUACUAAAUUACAUAAUUUAAACACGAUAUAUGGUCAUAAUAAUACAAUAAAAUAUUGAUAUAAAUUUCCCAAUUGCUGCAAAUUUAAAAAUAGCACCACAGAACAGAGAUGAUUAUUGUUAGCUUAUAAUAAUGACCACAGAAGAAGAAUAGAAACUCGCUUGUCUUUGGCUAGAACUUAUAAACUAACCAAUCUGAAUCUCACUAAUUCUCCUUGUAAAAACUUUUCAAAUUAUUACACUAGGCAUAUUUAUUGUUUAUCUACAAAUUCAAAAUGAGCUUUGGAGGUGUUAAUGAUUUCUCAAGUCACCAAAAUAAAUAUUGGACAUAUUUUUUUUAAACUCAUUAAUAAAGGCCAAAUAAUACAGUCGUACACAUUGUUUUCCAAACUACUAUAACUAAAUUUACCGGUUAUCUUCAAAGUCAAAGUGAGCUCUGAAAAUGCUUUUUGUUGGGUAUUUUUUGCAAAGAAAAAAUUAGCUGCUGCACAUUUUUCACCAAUAUUAAAUGUUGGACCUGAUUAAAAAAGUUAACAUUGUAUUUUAUUUUAUUUGUUCAACCCUCAAAAUAAAUAUUUUACACACUUGUAUAAAAAAACUAGCAGUGUUAAAUCCACAGAUGGAGAUAAAUGGUUUACAUAUGUUUUUGUUUUAUUCAAAUCAAGUUUUCUGCUCUCUACUUCUGCGUACAAUCACUGUGUAAAACCUGCAAACGGUUUUAGUGCAGAUUCUCAGUGUUUUCCAAAAGGUUUUUGAGUUAUUAAACCAGGUCACAUUAUUUCCUGCAGUCAAACACUUCCUCUGAUUUCUGAUCCAGUUUUCAGUUUUUAUCUGAUGCUAACAGACUGUAGCUUUACUGAGCCUCAUAGUGACAACUCUGCUCUCUUCUAACCCACAGAUUAGUGCUUUUUCCAAAAAUAUCAACGUAAUUACUCUAAUGUUAGCUCACAAAAUACCACUCAGACAUUGUUAAAUUGGUUUAUUUUCAACUGCACAGGCUACACAGCACACGUCGGGUCAUUGUCACAAACGUUGGGUGUUUUAAACGUUACACUUAGCUUUUACAAUUAUUGAAAUUGAAGUUCUGCAUCUGUGGCACCAAAUGUUGAAUUAGGUUUAGGGUGUGUGUGUUUCAUUGCAUGGGUCCUGUUUAAUGUUUAAUGCUGUGAAGGGGUGGUCACUUUGUGUUGAUAAGAGGUAGAAUAUGCUAAUUGUAACAUUUAAAGCACCUGCACUGUUCAGUGUCCAAGUGGUCGUCCUCAGCAAUACCAAGCAAGUGAAAUUACGUUUUAUUGCUGCUGUUUGUACGACGCCGUAUUCGGGCCAGGAAAUGAAAAAAGGAGAAAAUUUCCAUCAAAGAACUCAGAUAUUUUGAAAUUAAUCCAAGAAAUUUUCAAGAAAUAAAGUUCAAAAGUCAAAAAUGUUUGACUUUUGAAACUCAAGGUUUUUUUCCAGAAAAUUUCUGAGAUUAAUCUAGAAGUGAAAAUCUUAGACUUUUCUAUGUCAGAAAUAUCUUGUUUGAUUAAAAGGUUUCUAGAGAAAACAAAGAAAUGUUUGAGCUCCAAAAGUCAAAAGUAUGUCAGACAAAUUUGUGAGAUUAAUCAUUAAUUAUUCUCAAAAUUUCUGAGUUUCUUCUUGCAAAUUUUAAACAUUUUGAGCUCAAAUUUCCUUGUUUUUUUACAGAACAUUUCUCAAAUUAAUUUCAGGAUUUCAGACUUCUCUUCUCACAAAUGUUUCACUUUUGGAGCUCAUAAUAUAUAUUUUUUUCUAGAACAAUUCUUAGGUUAAUCUCAAAAUUUCUGAUUUUUUCUCACAAUUUUCAAUAUUUGGAGCUCAAAAAUUUACUUGGUUUUUCUAGAAAGUUUAUCAAAUUCACCUCAAAAUUUCAGAAUUUUGUCUUGCAAAUUUUCAGCUUUUGGAGCCCAGAAAUCUGCACCUUUUUUUUCCAGACAAUUUCUUAGAUUAAUCUCAAAAUCUCUGAGUUUUUUGGCAGAAAUUUCUCCUCUUCUUCUAUCUGCUGUCCCGAACACGCUGUCGUAUGUUUGGUAUUAACCCCUUUUUGCCGGAUGCAAUGUGUUUCCAGAUAGAUUUGUUCUUGUAGAAAUUGCUUAUCUAUGCCAACACACCGAAGUUAUGAAUGAGAUUGAGAUUGUUUCCCUUUUUGCAAGCCUUGCAAAUAUUUGUACUUUUCACUUUAAGUUGCAACUUUUUCCUUUUUCUUUUUUAACUCCCCAGACUUCUGUAUGAGUCCACUCCCAAACUGUGUAUUGUUUUAUGUUUUCAUGGACUAUUUAGGCACAGAAAUGUAAGUUGGGAGUGUAAAUCAGUACGUCUGCAUCCAUUCAGUCAGGUUGUGGUAACCCCGUGUUUUAGACAAACUGAUUUAUUUGUAUUUUAGAACUGACAGAAAGAAGCUUUUAUAGUGCAAAAUGAGUGGCAAAUGUGUACAAACUAUUGUAAACAAAACUGCCUGCUGACGUUUGUCAUGUAAUAUUUUAACACUCAGAUUUUUUUGAGUGACUAUAAAAACGGGAGAUGAUGCUGAGGAUGGAGACACGUUGUGAAAAGUCAUAACCAGCCAAUCAUUGUGUUCACCUGACCAACCGUCGUCAUGGCAAGCACACGCCGCAGCACCACUGGUUGGUUUUAUUUGCAGUAAAGGUUCCUAACGGGUUGAACCUGUUCGGACCAGAAAUCCCAGCUGUGGCCAUUACACCUCACUAUAGUGUUUUCAUUUUUAUUUAUUUUCCUUAAUGUUUCUAUUUGUGUUAAUAUGCAUUUAUUUAUGGUGCUUUUUAUGAUGUUUGUUCAUAAGCCUUAAUUUAUUCAGUUGCCAUCAAUGACAAAUAAAUAAUGGAAAAU
Molecule: messenger RNA, 5828 nt
Organism: Xiphophorus hellerii (green swordtail)
Lineage: Eukaryota; Metazoa; Chordata; Actinopteri; Cyprinodontiformes; Poeciliidae
Gene: gdap1l1
Product: ganglioside induced differentiation associated protein 1-like 1
Exons: 6
Coding region: 377-1477 (366 amino acids)
Source: RefSeq, a predicted model, not a curated record